CCCCCACAAUGCAGUUCGCGGCGCGGCGGACAUGGCGGUGGAGCCCUGAGCUCGUCGUGUCCCGGCCUCCAGCGGCGGCGGCGGCGGCGACGGCUGCAGCGGCGGCACCCGCAGCGGGAGGCGGAGGGGGAGCGGGAGUCCUUGCGAUGCGGAGGCGCCGCGCGCGCCUGUAGCUCGCAGAUUGGUUGCUUGCCUAAACUGGACUUGAAGCAAUUCAAACUACUGGAGAUCUGCUAUUUUACAAUAUCACAAUUGGAAAGAAGCAGCUUUUCAAAUAAUGGAAGAGUCUAAGACCUCUAAAAAUGAAAAUCAUGAACCAAAGAAGAAUGCUUGGGCUCUUUCUGAAGAAAGCAAAACAGUUAAAGUUAUAACUAAUCAAACUUUGAAAGCCAGAAAUGAUAAAUCCAUAAAAGAAAUUGGGAUCAGCUCCCCAAAUAGGAAUAGUAGUAAAAAAAAUAAGCAAAAUGAUAUUUGUAUAGAAAAAACAGAAGUUAAAUCAUGUAAAGUAAAUGUUGCCAAUAUUCCAGGCCCCAAAGAUUUGGGGUUAGUCCUUCGAGAUCAAAGUCAUUGCAAAGCCAAAAAGUCACCUAAUUCACCUGUGAGAACUGAAAAGGUACCUGUUUCACAGGCAAAAGUAGAAAAAGCAUCCAGUUUACAGGCAAAAACAGAAAAAUUGACAAAGUCACCUAAUUCACCAGUGAAAACAGAAAAGGCACCCAGUUCACAGGCAGCAAUAGCAGAAAAGGCACUUAGUUCACAGAAGAAAGAAAAAGCACCUAGUUCUCAGAUGAAAUCAGAAAAAGUUCCCAGCUCACCAGCAGAAGCAGAGAAGGUGCCCAGCUCACUGUUGAAAGAAAACAUAAGGCAGACAGAAUUACAGCAAAUUGGAAAAAAAAAUCCAAGCUCUUGUACUUCUCUUGACAAGGUGAAUAUUGAUGUAGAGGGAGAAAAAUCUGCUCCAGAAAACUCACCACGAUCUCAGAAGCAGCAAACAUCUACAGAUAAUACUGGUGAUUCUGAUGAUAGUGCAUCAGGAAUUGAAGACAUAUCGGAUGAUUUGAGUAAAAUGAAGAAUGAUGAAUCUAAUAAAGAAACUUCUUCAGAGAUGGACUAUUUAGAAAAUGCCACUGUUAUAGAUGAGUCUACAUUGACACCUGAGCAGAGGCUAGGCUUGAAACAAGCAGAAGAACGCUUAGAAAGAGAUCACAUCUUUCGACUUGAAAAACGCUCACCAGAAUAUACCAAUUGCCGGUAUCUAUGCAAACUUUGCUUAAUUCACAUUGAAAAUAUCCAGGGAGCUCAUAAACAUAUAAAAGAGAAACGACAUAAGAAAAACAUUUUGGAAAAACAGGAAGAAAGUGAGCUUCGUUCUCUGCCACCUCCUUCUCCUGCCCACUUGGCCGCUUUAAGUGUUGCAGUUACUGAAUUAGCAAAAGAACAAGGAAUAACAGAUGAUGACCUCAGAGUUCGUCAGGAGGUUGUGGAGGAAAUGUCAAAGGUUAUAACAACAUUUUUACCAGAGUGUUCACUUAGGUUGUAUGGCUCAUCUCUGACUAAGUUUGCUCUGAAAAGUAGUGAUGUUAAUAUAGAUAUAAAAUUUCCUCCCAAGAUGAACCAUCCAGAUCUUCUGAUACAAGUGCUUGGGAUUUUAAAAAAAAGUGUAUUAUAUGUAGAUGUGGAAUCUGAUUUUCAUGCUAAAGUUCCUGUUGUGGUGUGCAAAGAUCGGAAAAGUGGCUUACUUUGUAGAGUGAGUGCAGGAAAUGAUAUGGCAUGCCUCACUACUGAUUUACUUGCUGCUAUUGGCAAAAUGGAACCUGUCUUUAUUCCCUUGGCGUUAGCCUUUCGUUAUUGGGCUAAGUUGUGCUAUAUUGAUUCUCAAACUGAUGGCGGAAUUCCUUCUUACUGUUUUGCUUUAAUGGUGAUGUUUUUUCUACAACAAAGAAAACCCCCUCUUCUUCCUUGUUUACUUGGAAGUUGGAUUGAAGGCUUUGACUCAAAAAGAAUGGAUGACUUUCAGCUGAAGGGCAUAAUAGAAGAGAAGUUUGUGAAGUGGGAACAUAAUUCAAGUAGUGCAACUGAGAAAAACUCAAUUGCUGAGGAAAACAAAGCUAAGGCAGACCAACUAAAAGUUGAUACCAAGAGGACAGAAAAAGACAACCAAAGUAAUGCCUUAAAGGGAAAACAUGGCAAAUCUGCUUUAACAUUGGAAACACCAAAUCAGGUAUCCCUGGGACAAUUAUGGUUAGAGCUGCUAAAAUUUUACACACUGGAUUUUGCUUUGGAGGAAUAUGUCAUAUGUGUACGGAUAAAAGAUAUUUUAACAAGAGAAAACAAAAACUGGCCUAAGAGGCGAAUAGCCAUUGAAGAUCCAUUUUCAGUCAAGAGGAACGUUGCACGGAGCUUAAACAGCCAGCUUGUUUAUGAAUAUGUUGUGGAGAGAUUCAGGGCAGCUUAUCGGUAUUUUGCCUGUCCUCAGAGGAAGGAUGCAGAUAAAUCUACAGUGGAUUCCAUGAAAAAAGAAAAAGGGAAAAUAAGCAAUAAGAAACCAGUGAAGACUGACAAUAAGACAUCUAAUUGUUGCAUUCAACUUGGGAAAAGCACAGAAAAAAUAAAUGCAGAAAGAGGUCAGCCUGGUAAAUAUGAUGAAAUGAAAUGUACAUCACGGAGAUGUAUUACUGAAGAUGACAAUUUGUUGGUAACUGAACUAGUUUUGGCUGAACAUGGCCAGGAAUCUUCAUCUCUUUCUACCAGUGAAGGCAGAGAAGUAGAGCCAAAAUCAAUUAAGAAACAAGAUGAUUUAGUUCCUUCAGAAACUUGUUUAAAAAAGGAUCUCAGCCAAUGUUAUUGCAUUGAUUGUAAAUCCUCUGACCUAAAUGAGUCUGUUGGUACAGACUGCAGGUCAAAUUUAGAAUCAGAGAGUUCACAUCAGAGUAUGUGUACCGACACAUCUGCUACCUCUUGCAACUGCAAAGCUACAGAAGAUGCUUCUGACCUUGAUGAUGAUAACCACCCCACCCAGGAGUUACAUUAUGUGUUUGAUAAGUUUAUUUUAACCUCUGGCAAGCCACCAACGAUAGUAUGCAGCAUCUGCAAAAAGGAUGGCCAUUCAAAAAAUGAUUGCCCGGAGGAUUUCAGGAAAAUUGACCUAAAGCCUCUGCCACCAAUGACAAAUCGAUUUCGGGAAAUACUUGAUUUAGUAUGUAAAAGAUGUUUUGAUGAAUUGUCACCACCUUUCUCUGAACAACACAAUAGGGAACAAAUUUUAAUGGGCUUGGAAAAGUUUAUUCAAAAAGAAUAUGAUGAAAAGGCAAGAUUGUGCUUAUUUGGCUCUUCUAAGAAUGGAUUUGGAUUUCGUGAUAGUGAUCUGGAUAUUUGUAUGACCCUAGAAGGCCACGAAAAUGCAGAGAAAUUAAAUUGUAAGGAAAUAAUAGAAAAUUUGGCAAAAAUUCUUAAGAGACAUCCAGGUUUAAGAAAUAUUUUGCCUAUAACUACUGCCAAAGUGCCUAUAGUAAAAUUCGAACACAGACGAAGUGGUUUAGAAGGUGAUAUCAGUUUGUAUAAUACAUUGGCUCAACAUAACACAAGAAUGCUAGCUACUUAUGCAGCUAUUGAUCCUAGAGUGCAGUACUUGGGAUAUACUAUGAAAGUGUUUGCUAAGCGAUGUGAUAUUGGAGAUGCUUCCAGGGGAAGUUUGUCUUCAUAUGCUUAUAUCCUUAUGGUGCUGUACUUCCUGCAGCAGAGAAAACCACCUGUUAUCCCAGUUCUACAAGAGAUCUUUGAUGGAAAACAGAUUCCACAGAGAAUGGUUGAUGGAUGGAAUGCUUUUUUCUUUGAUAAAACAGAAGAACUGAAAAAACGUUUACCUUCACUUGGAAAGAAUACAGAGACAUUAGGAGAGCUUUGGUUGGGAUUGCUUCGCUUCUAUACUGAAGAGUUUGAUUUCAAGGAAUAUGUAAUUAGCAUUCGGCAGAAAAAGCUGUUAACAACUUUUGAAAAGCAGUGGACGUCCAAAUGCAUUGCAAUCGAAGAUCCUUUUGACUUGAAUCAUAAUCUUGGUGCUGGAGUUUCUAGAAAAAUGACCAAUUUCAUCAUGAAGGCAUUUAUCAAUGGAAGGAAACUUUUUGGUACUCCCUUUUAUCCACUCAUUGGCAGAGAAGCUGAACUGCCAAACUGUUUUAUAAAGCAGCUGUGCUAUUUUAUGUUUCCACCAUCAAUAUAUGUGUGUUCUAGUUUUUCUGCAUCCUCACCAAUACUUAUUAUUGAGUACUUCUUUGAUUCCAGAGUAUUAACAGAUGGAGAACUGGCUCCCAAUGAUCGAUGUUGCCGUGUUUGUGGAAAAAUAGGCCACUACAUGAAAGACUGUCCUAAAAGGAGAAGCAGUUUACUGUUUAGAGUAAAGAAGAAAGACAGCGAAGAAGAGAAGGAAGGGAAUGAAGAAGAGAAAGACUCUCGAGACCUUCUGGACCCUCGAGACCUCCAUGAAACUCGAGACUUCAGAGAACCACGAGACCUCAGAUGUUUCAUAUGUGGAGAUGCGGGACAUGUAAGAAGGGAGUGCCCAGAGGUCAAGCUUGCCCGUCAGAGGAAUAGCAGUGUGGCAGCAGCCCAGCUGGUUCGCAACCUUGUAAAUGCCCAACAAGUGGCUAAUUCAUCCCAGCAACAGGGUGAUCAAUCCAUAAGGACUAGACAGUCCUCAGAAUGUUCUGAUUCACCAUCUUAUUCUCCCCAGCCCCAACCAUUUCCACAGAACCCUUCCCAAUCAGCUGCCAUUACCCAGGCUUCAUCCCAGCCAGGAUCCCAACCCAAACUUGGCCCACCUCAGCAGGGAGCCCAGCCCCCCCAUCAGGUCCAGAUGCCUAUGUAUAACUUUCCCCAGUCACCACCAGCUCAGUAUUCUCCCAUGCACAAUAUGGGAUUGUUGCCAAUGCAUCCCCUCCAGAUCCCUGCCCCAUCCUGGCCUAUCCAUGGCCCAGUGAUCCACUCUGCACCAGGCAGUGCCCCCAGCAAUAUUGGCCUGAACGAUCCCAGCAUCAUCUUUGCACAGCCUGCUGCCAGACCUGUGGCAAUCCCUAACUCCUCUCAUGAUGGACACUGGCCUCGUACUGUGGCUCCAAAUUCCCUGGUGAACAAUGGUGCAGUGGGGAAUUCGGAACCAGGCUUUCCAGGACUAAAUCCUCCAAUUCCUUGGGAACAUGCACCACGCCCCCAUUUUCCUCUUGUCCCAGCUUCGUGGCCUUAUGGUUUGCAUCAAAACUUCAUGCAUCAGGGAAAUGCCAGAUUUCAGCCCAACAAACCUUUCUAUACCCAAGACAGAUGUGCCACCCGUCGGUGUAGAGAGCGUUGUCCCCACCCACCAAGAGGAAACGUGUCGGAGUAAUGCGAGUCCGUUUUCUUUCAGCUGGUCUACCGAUGCACAGCAACCAGCCAGUCCUGCUGUCUCAAGGGUAUCCGUACCUCAGUGUCAGUUACAUUCAGCAGAAAAAGUGACAUUUAAUGGAAAGCAAAACAAAUCAGGUCCUGAUUUAAAAUUUUAACACGUUUAGAUAGCUUAUUUAAAUUCUAAGACUGUUUUUAAGAACUGUAUUAUUUGUAUAUAAAUAUGAACUAUAGUUUUUACUAGUAUCACCAAAUUGAGUGAUACAAAUUUCAUCUAUUUUAUUACCCUAUUUUUAAGGGAAUUUUAUGUUUUGUUUAACCUUGAUGAAUUGUAUAAAGAGAGAAUUUAAAAAAUUACAUUCUUUAUUUUCUAUUAGCUGUAUUCAUACUUUGGUUGCUUCAGACUUUAUAUAUAUUGUUCUUAAGAAUUAGAAAGACUUUCAUGUGUUUUAAAUUUGUCACUUCUAUUCUUUACAGAACCUUGUAGUGCCAAAAACUUUUUAAAAGGUAAAAAAAAAUAAUAAAAUAAAACUACAACAUGAAGAUUCAGAAUUUUUUUCUUUUACAUUCUUGUACAGUAUAUUGAAAAUAUUCAGACGUGAACAGAAAGUUGCUUUUAUCUGUAUUUGAAGCAUUUCUAUUUUAAGUUAAUAAAUCUUUUUGACAAGAGUCAAA
This is a messenger RNA of Myotis daubentonii (Daubenton's bat), 6051 nucleotides long. It is a transcript of the gene TUT4, whose product is annotated as terminal uridylyl transferase 4. Gene Ontology annotation, molecular function: zinc ion binding; RNA uridylyltransferase activity; nucleic acid binding. Lineage: Eukaryota; Metazoa; Chordata; Mammalia; Chiroptera; Vespertilionidae. The record is from RefSeq and is a predicted model, not a curated record.